Phalaenopsis equestris is the source of this 882-nucleotide messenger RNA. RefSeq names its product calcium-dependent protein kinase 3-like. Gene Ontology annotation, cellular component: nucleus; cytoplasm. Gene Ontology annotation, molecular function: calcium-dependent protein serine/threonine kinase activity; calcium ion binding; calcium/calmodulin-dependent protein kinase activity. Gene Ontology annotation, biological process: protein autophosphorylation; intracellular signal transduction; peptidyl-serine phosphorylation. Lineage: Eukaryota; Viridiplantae; Streptophyta; Magnoliopsida; Asparagales; Orchidaceae. The record is from RefSeq and is a predicted model, not a curated record.
GAACGCCACAACAUUACCAAGACGCAAACGUAAUUGUAGGCGGCAAUCGGCAGGAUCUGAAGCACGACUCUCGUCGCGCAGCAUCGGGACGGCCCCGACAAAAAACUCAGAACUCAGACACCUAAUCAAAUACCUUCACUUUCGCUUUACUCUACUCUCCGCGCGAGUAUGCUUCGUCUUCUUGGCGGAUGUAAAUGAAAGUCGAGCUAUAGGCACAGCUAGGUCUACGUGAACGCUGGUGGGGAUGGGCAACUGCUGCCGCUCGCCGGCGGCGGUCGCCCGUGAGGACGUCAAGGCUGAUUUCCACGACCGCAAGCAAGGGGGAGGGAGUGGUGCCGGAGGCAAGGUCCAAAACGGAGGCGCUGGCGGCGCGAAACGGUUGACGGUACUCACGGACGGGAGCUUGGUCGCGAGAUCGGGCGGGAUCGAUGAGAAAUAGAUGAUCGAUGGGGAGUUGGGGCGAGGUGAGUUUGGGGUGACUUAUCUGUGCAUGAAUCGGGACACGCGCGAGCUUCUUGCCUGCAAGUCCAUCUCAAAGCGCAAGCUCCGGACCUCCGUCGAUGUCGAGGAUGUACGUCGCGAGGUUGCCAUCAUGCGGCACUUGCCCAGGAGCCCUAGUAUUGUCAGCCUCAGGGAGGCCUGUGAGGACGACAAUGCCGUGCAUUUGGUCAUGGAGUUGUGUGAGGGUGGGGAGCUCUUUGAUAGGAUCGUUGAGCGCGGGCACUACACGGAGAGGGCUGCGGCGGCUUUUACUAAAACGAUUAUGGAGGUUGUGCAGUUAUGCCAUCUGCACGGUGUCAUCCAUCGGGAUCUUAAGCCGGAGAAUUUCCUCUUUGCGAAUAAGAAGGAGAACUCCCCUCUCAAGGCCAUCGAUUUUGGGUU